Caenorhabditis remanei is the source of this 3072-nucleotide messenger RNA. RefSeq lists its product as uncharacterized. Gene Ontology annotation, biological process: cytoskeleton organization. The record is from RefSeq and is a predicted model, not a curated record. The transcript is spliced from 9 exons. Lineage: Eukaryota; Metazoa; Nematoda; Chromadorea; Rhabditida; Rhabditidae. The coding region runs from base 1 to 3072 and encodes 1023 amino acids. Gene Ontology annotation, cellular component: cytosol.
AUGGGAAUCAGACCGAAUUUCGCAGAAGACGUGUACGGCGAUAAAGACAGAAAAACUGCCGACGAUGAUCACGUAGAGUACUCGGAAUCUUCACUUGCAGCAAGAAGAUCGGCAAAUGUAUUGAAACUGAAACAGUUGAAAGAGGCCCAACCAAUGAUCACACCUGCAUACGGAGGAUUCGUUCAUCAUGAAAGCUCUGAUAAUGUCGCUGCUAUCGAUAAAGAUCUUGAUUUCGAAUAUGGCGAUAGUGAUACCGGAAUCCGUGAAAUGGCUGAACUGUAUAGUUACUCAGAAAUAGACGAGUUUGGAAUCAAUAUUAACAACUGGAAAGAAUAUAUUGAAGAGUCAUAUGACAAGAAACAUGAACAGUUUCCACCGGCAUUCGAGGAGUUCAGCAACGUUCAGAAAAACUACGUUAUCCAAGAUCUAUGUUCACGUAUGGAGAGUGCUGACUUGGAAGUUCGUAUCAAGUCGGCCCGAAUCAUUCUGUUCCUCCUUCAGGGUUCUGCCACUGACUUUGCGUGUCUCGAAAACGAGGAAAUAGAAUAUCAGUAUGAUCAAAAAUUGUUAAUGAAUGUUCCAGUCCGGAAAACGAAAGAAAUGGAUCCAGAAGGUCCCACUAUGGUUUAUCAUCGGGCUAUUGAAAACUCUUUCAUAUGCUAUAAGAAUGGAGUUUUCCAGGCCCUCUGCACUCUUCUCAUGACUGAAAUUAAAGAGCCUUUUGAAAAUCCGCCUAUUGAUGGAAGAAUGUCCAAAGCCAGUUCCAGAAGUAGCAGAAAUGCUAGCUUGGCCGAUCUCUCCGAUUCAGAGAAGUAUAGAGCUCGUCAGUUGCCCACAAUGGUUGACAAUGAAAUGCUCCGUGUUAUUCUCGCAGGAAUAUAUCAUAUGAUUGUUCAAAUACUCGAUGAACGUUCUGGAAGAGAGGAUGAGACGGAUGAUGAUAUCGAAAUGCGUAAAGCUUUCCGGGAAGAAGUUCAAGAGCCAAUAGAAAAUGGAAAUGAGCCCUUACUAAUUGUAUUAUUCGAUAUGCUCCAGCCAUUCUACAUUGGAACCGCUCCUCAUUUCCCAAUCAAAAAAAUCGUGCUUCUAAUAUGGAAAAUUCUUCUACUUUCUCUGGGAGGAUGGGAGGAAUUAGCAGCUAAGAAAAGAGAGAAACGACUAAAAGCUGGCCUCGAUAUAAUGGAGGAUACCAUCACUGUGGCAGCUUCACAAGCAGCGUUCAUCGCAAAGGAUCAAGAACAUGUUCGAAAUAUGGCUCAUAGAGCAGGAAGCCUUGCGAGAGCUGGAAUGAUGGCCCGACAAAUGGCGUACAAUGACGAUUCGAAAGAUGAAGAUGCGUAUUCGGAUACAAGCUCCGAAGCUCCUACGUUAACCUCAAAGAAGGAAGACUCUCCAAGUGCUACAUCGUCUGCUCCACAGUCGAUUCCAGAAAGUUCACAAAAUUUCCGACAAGGAAGUGGUGAACAAACUCCAAGAGUCGGUUCACCUGCAUUUCCAGUUGUACAAAAGAAAAAUCUUCCGUGGAAAUGUAAAACGAAUGCCCAGGACAUUGAGGAUUUCAUACAAAAAGGACGUCUCAAGUAUUUCAAUUAUGAUUUCGAACCAGGAGACGACUCCUCUCUUUUCGGAUUGCCACCUGCUUUCAAUGGAGCAGUAAAUAUUCUUCGGAAAAAUAAGUACACAUCGCUCACAGAAAUUCAAGUGAAAGAAGAUGAAAAACUGAAUAGAUACUUGUUCUCAAUAAAAGAAGAAAUUCCUGAAACAAAAACGGAAGCCUUGUACAGAAAGAUUCUUCCGAAUUUGAGUCAGUAUAUCUGCGCCCUUGUGAAAGUCAUGGUGUCAUCAGUCCCAUCCACAAAAGCAAGACAUGAAGGAUUGAAUGUUUUGAUUGACUGCUUGACUCCUGAAAUGGAAGCUUCUGAUAUUCUCUCUAACUCAAUAUCCCUCGACCAUUCAUCAGCAUCACCACUCGAGGAUGGCUUCCGAUUAGCUAUCGAUAUUAACCGACACAAGGAAAUCAUAGUGAAAUCGCUAUCUGCAAUCCUUCUUCUGCUUGUCAAACAUUUCAAACUCAAUCACGUCUAUCAGUUCGAAUUCAUUUGUCAACAGAUUGUCUAUGUCAAUGGAAUUCCAUUGAUUCUGAAGUUCCUCGACCAGGCAAGUCACUUUCUGCUCUGUUACAAUAGUUCCAAAAGCGAUCUUUUCUCACCAAAGUUCAAUUGUCGCUCGUCUUUCUUCUCUGCGUAUCUUAUUUUUCAUAGAUUGACAUUUGAAAGAUACGUGCAGACUUCAAAACUCAACACAAACAAGCUCAUUCAAUCGCGUCAUGAAAUCUACGCUUACAAUUACCCACAGUGUCUCUAUUAUUAUGUUCGCAAUAAUGAAGAGUUUCCCCAAUUAUGCCAGGAAAACAUUGAGGAACCAAGACCUCCAGGUGCUGGUCCUUAUUUCAUGUGGCGUAAUGUCUUCUUUGCUAUUAACUUGAUCCGCCUUCUUAAUAAGCUGGUCAAAGCAAAAAAUGACCGGGUCAAAAUGUUGAUGGUAUUCAAAUCUGCACCAGUGCUAAAAAGACUUUUCAAAGUACGUGUGUCGAUUCUGCAACUCUACGUCUUGAAAGCUAUCAAAAUGCAGUCACGUUACUUGGGCCGUCAAUGGCGUAAAAGUAAUAUGGAUAUAAUAUCAGCAAUAUACUCCCGAGUUCGUCAUCGAAUGACUGAUGAUUGGGCAUUCGCAUCGGAUAUCAAACGUAAAUGUGAUUAUCAGAAAGAGGACAGCCUCAUCAAAGCUAGCAUCGAACGUUUCCACAGUAGGCGUUAUUCAAAACUUUAUCCACAAUUCGCGAUUGAAGUCAAUGAUGCACCAAUGCCAGGCGAUGAUUACCUGAACAGAGUUGAUAUGCGGGACUUCGAGCCUGUUGAUACUUGUGCACACUCGGUUCUAGGAGCAAAUAUUAACCUUGGGCGCCAAUUCAAGAAAGGUUACGAGAAGUGGCUCGAACAGGAAGUGUUUCAAGCAAGCAUCGACUGGGAUAAAUUGUUGAUUGAAACCCGCGGAGUCGACGACCUGAACUGA